Messenger RNA from Strongylus vulgaris, 690 nucleotides. The record is from the annotation of a GenBank genome assembly. NCBI's taxonomy places the organism in Eukaryota, Metazoa, Nematoda, Chromadorea, Rhabditida, Strongylidae.
AUGAAAAUGCUUGAGAAGGAAAUGUUGCCAUCCUUCGCCACUUUCAUAGCUCAUUUCGGUUACUGUAAUCGUGUCUGCGCUGCUGAUGUUGCGAGAGGAUUAGCGGGGAGGUUAGAAACACCAAAGCGAACUCCGCUCGUUGAGCGAUUUGAGUCUGCUCGUGGUAUUUUACGUUGUUUUAUGAAAUCUGGUCAGGAUUCUGGACCCCUCGUCAAAUCGUUUGAGUUCUACAAGAUUGGUCUCGAAUGCGUUUGGGCGUUGGUAGCAGCCGCUGUUAAUCAGCAAGAAAUCCUUCCUGUUGGACCUUUCUAUCUUCACUCAUCGACGCACAGCUUAGAUGAUAUAAUGGAUUCAAGACAUUUUCUCUUUCUGUUCACUACGUUUUUGCAACGUGCAUUUUGCUCAAUGAGGCGAAAUCGAGAUAGAACGACGAAACCUCUUGUGGUGAGCUUAGCGCUAUCCGGAUAUAUGCAAGGUUGGCACGUUGUCACUGGUGUAAUGCCCUUAGAUACAGUAUAUAAGGAUGCGCAAUUGAUGAGUUUUAUGGGACGUGCCUUUGAACGAGCAGCGGAACAAGCUAGUCUAGACAUUCGGCGGGACAGUUUUGAUCCAAAUGUGGUUUAUAUUCGAUCCGAGGAUCGAUCUCGUUUCUUCGACUUACUUCAAGCUGUGAUGGAGAUUGAAUCCUAG